Messenger RNA from Nasonia vitripennis (jewel wasp), 1226 nucleotides. RefSeq lists its product as uncharacterized. The transcript has 3 exons. The coding region runs from base 1 to 948 and encodes 315 amino acids. The record is from RefSeq and is a predicted model, not a curated record. Lineage: Eukaryota; Metazoa; Arthropoda; Insecta; Hymenoptera; Pteromalidae.
AUGAGCGAAAAACGAUACAAAUUCCUUGUAAGUCCUAAAAUUGGAAGACAAAAUUGGAUAUUAUGGGGAAACCCCAAUAUUCGCUGCAACAAAACAAUUACCUUUAAAAAUAGUUACUUAUCUCUUCCUCAUUGCAGUGUUUUUGAAUAUUGCACAUGCGAAGAUCCAGCUGACGACAUCGAUCGGCACUUUAACCUGAGACCGGUCACAUCCGAUGUGGCCAACAAUAAAAUCGUCACGGGAGUAAAAAUUGUCAAGGAUCAAAACUUGUUCCACAUUCAAAUCAAACAGGGCGAGCUGAGCAAUGGUUUCGUGAACACGAGUUCCAUAGCUUGGAAGCCUCUCGAAAAGUAUAGCCCUUUGGAUAUCGGCUACGAAAGGGGUGUCGAUUUCUAUACGGUCGAAAGCCGCAGCAAAACCGUCUGUCUUGAUGACCUGGAUGCCAACAAAUCAGCCAACAAGUCGAACUACCUUCUUACUGGUUUAAGGUUUGCCGUUGGUCCGCGAACGGUGUUUUUAAGAGGCAAAUUUAAUUGGGACCUGGAGAGAUACCUGAAGUUAGAGAUUCAGCUUACACCCUACGAUCCUGAAACCGGAUAUCUCAUCGCCGAAAAUUCUACGUGGAUUAGUAAUAUUAACAAGCCAGCAAAAUAUUCAAACGGUCCCUUCGAUUGGAUGGACGCUGAAUAUGAUAACUAUUAUAUAACUAACCGAUGUAUAAGAAUAUCAAGGUCAGAAGACAGUUUAGACUUCGGCCAAGCCACUGUUCCCUUGAUUGACAUUCAAGAAAUUACGACUGAUCCUGUUAUUCCUUUGUCAGGUGCCGGCUUAUAUUAUAAGUCAAAACAAUUGUAUUCUCAUAAUGAUGUAAAAUAUGAAUUACUUCGAUACGGCGGUUAUUUUGGUCUGAGGCUCUUUACUCACGACAUUUCAGAGAUUUAUACGUAAACUAUACUAAUAUAAAAAUUGAAAGCUUCUUAUUGCUAAUCCCGAAACUAAUUUUUAGUUACCACAUUUCAAAAAUUAUAAAAAUAUUAUUAAUUAUUGUAUUUGGUUUAAAUAAACGCAAGCAGGGCAUUUAGUUGCCCUUCUUUUUAUAAAUAUCUAUGGCUGUGAUAAGUUUCGAAUAAAAAUAUUAACGCAAUAAUAAAUGGCAUUUGAACGAAAAUUGGCACAGUGAUAGAUGUUUAUAAAAGGAAGGGCAACUAACUCUUGGUUUAUCAUAA